AUGCCUUUCCUCGGCCCCGCCGGCCAAUCCAGCAUGCACGUCGAGGAGCCCACCGCACCGCAGAUCGAUACCGCAAGCGAGCCUCUGUCGUCGCGCAAUUUCGCCGCCCCAGCCAGCGCCCCUCAGGACCUCAAGCCCGACGACGACGCCCAAGCCCGCGCCCACCGCAUCCGCGUCAAGAACCGCCGCAAGCGCUACCUCGACACCCAUCCCGAGUACUUCUCGUCUGGGCUCGAGCUGGCCGACCCCCUGCUGUACGACCGCCUGGUGCGCCGCUUCCAGACCCCCGCCGAGCGAGAGGCCGAGGGCCGCGCGAAGGGCUACUCGGGCGUGCUCGAGGCCGAUCUGCUGCGCUCCGAAGCCAAGCUGCAGGCCCUGCACAACCCCGACGCCUCGUCCAUCGCCGUCCGCCGCGGGCCCAACGGCGAGAUCCUGGCCAUCGACGACGACAGCGACGACGAGAUCAAGACCAAGGAGGAGGGCCUCGCGCGAUGGCGCGACGACAUGGGCCAGCGUUUCCUGCGCGGCGACGACCCGGACUUCUGCUACGAGGAGGUCGACGAGAGCGAGGAGUGGGAUGACGUCCAGGAGGAGGAGCGCGACACCCAGGAGCAGUACUUCGACGAAGAGGAGCCCAGCUGGAUACACUCGGGCCCCGCCACCCCCAGAAUCACCGGCGAGACGGGCGUGCAGGACUUCUGA
Molecule: messenger RNA, 702 nt
Organism: Diplodia corticola
Lineage: Eukaryota; Fungi; Ascomycota; Dothideomycetes; Botryosphaeriales; Botryosphaeriaceae
Exons: 1
Coding region: 1-702 (233 amino acids)
Source: RefSeq, a predicted model, not a curated record